Messenger RNA from Fusarium musae, 1620 nucleotides. RefSeq lists its product as uncharacterized. Gene Ontology annotation, cellular component: cytoplasm. Lineage: Eukaryota; Fungi; Ascomycota; Sordariomycetes; Hypocreales; Nectriaceae. The transcript has a single exon. Gene Ontology annotation, molecular function: protein binding. Bases 1 to 1620 code for a protein of 539 amino acids. Gene Ontology annotation, biological process: regulation of cell cycle process. The record is from RefSeq and is a predicted model, not a curated record.
AUGGGCUUCCGUGCUCUGCUUUCUGCGGUCCAUCAUCAUAACGAUAGCCUCUUUGCUCUACUUCUUCCUAGUAGUCAACAUCUACACCAGGUUGAUGAGGAUGGUAGGAGUAUUAUAUGGCAUAUGAUUAACUCAAGCUUCUCGCACAUGAUUCCCUUAUCAAAAGUCUUCGAGCAGGGUCUCAAACUUGAUGAUGUCGACGGCUUUGGAGAAUCAUAUUUGCAUUGCGCAGUGCGCAACAAAUCCGUUGACGACACGAUCACUCUGAUCAAUAUGGGAGCAGAUGUCGAUAGGAAAGGUCUUGACGGCACAACAGCAAUGCACCUCGCUGUGCGAAAUACUGAUACGGCCAUGGUUCAAUGCCUGUUGGACCACGGUGCCUCUAUCAAUGCGGCUGAUAAUCAGCAACGAUCACCCAUUCACAGUCUGUUAUUGCAGGCUCCGCAACGUGAUUUAGCAUCUGUCAUUGCGGUCGCUAAGCUAUUACUGUCUCGUGGGGCCUCAACAACGACAAUCGAUAGCGAUGGUUCCACGCCGGUUCAUGCUCUUGCACUAUGGGAUGUCAGUAUGGUCUGCUCACCAGGAUUUGCUUCACUCAUACGCCGAAUGAGCUUAUCAGUUCGUGACAAACUUGGGACGACAAUAUUACAUUCUGCUGCGCGUCUCUUCAAGGAUAAGCUAGUCGCGAUACUUAUUCAGUCAGGGGCAAAGGUUGAUGAUCAGGACAACCAGGGUGCCACUCCUCUACACGCUCUUAUAUCUCAGAUUCGUCUCUUGUCCACGCCCAAUAGCCAUAUCAUUCCCACCACCAAAGCAUUGCUCCAAGCCGGACCAAAGAUGGAUCUGCUGGACAAGUAUAAUCGCACAGCGGUUGGCUUUAUGGUUCUAGUUUGCCAUAAGGAAAUUACCAUUCAUGCCGACAUUCAGUUUGCAGAGCGCCUUUCUGUAUUGAAAUGCAUUCUGCAUCAUUGCUGCAUAGCCUCACCUAAGUAUCCCCCAUUGGUUCAUCCAAUCUCACAUGCUUGGGAAGUAGCAGUGCUCAACAUGCGUUGGUCUAUUGUCCGAGAAAUCCACUUUCUUGGCAAACGGAAUCUCGGCCUUCUUGGCAAGUUGGAUCUCCGCCUUCUAGAGUGGCCUACAGGAAUGCAGUAUCUAUUAUACUCUAUAGAACACGUUGAUCUUUCCGUAUUGCGCUUUUUUCUCGGCAGAGGAUUUGAGCAUUGGUCACCACGUCUUCUGACUAGAGAUGCCACACAGCGUUGGGACCCCAGCUUGGAAAUUUCCAAUACUAACAGGAAUUGGUCACCUGAAAAACAUAUCUUAUGGGAGGCUCAAAUACCAAGAAACCAAGUUCAUACCAGGCGUGGCGAUGAGGACAUCCCACGAGAGAUCCUGGAAUUUCUUGUUAAGAAUAAAGAUUUGUACAAGAUGGGGUCACUAGACGGCGGAUCAACUAUGUACAAACCUGUCUCGUGGGUCCUCGUCGAUCAGUUGGCCACUGCGUGUCAAUCGAGGAGACGUAACCAGCUCAGUCCCAGGCUACAAGUGUCAUCUGUAACAGGUUGUAUUAACGGUGUUUUGGAAGUGCAGUCACAGCCUUCAGCUACAGAGAGCGAUUAA